UUUCCCAGUCCCCUCCCCUCUCCGAUCGACACGCCGCCCGCCCCGUCCCGUCCCUCUCCAUUUUCCACUCUCACUCCCCGCAGUCCCCCGCUCGAAGCCUCCAAAACCCUACCGAACUCCGCCCCGCCAGCCAUGGCGCCGCCCCCCACCUCCGGCCCGCAGCAGCGGCGGCUCCUCCAGGCGGCGGCCGACGGCGACCUCCGCCUCUUCAAGAGCAUCGCGAGCGCGCUGGACGGCGGGAAGGGCCGCGUCAAGGAGGCGGUGGAGGCCGUCAGGAAUUGCGGCGCCGGGGCGCUGCACACCGCCGCCGGCCGCGGGAGGACCCCGAUGUGCGCGUACUUGGUCGAGGAGCUUGGCGUGGACGUCAAUGCUGCAGACGACAAAGGUGCUACACCUCUGACUUAUGCACUUCGUUGGCGGGCUGUGGAUACUGUGAGGUAUCUCUUUGAUCAUGGUGCCGAUGCAGAAAAGGCAGAAAAGCCUGGUGAACAAGGUUUUACCCCUCUUCAUGUGGCAGCUGGAGCAGGAUUGUGUGAAAUGAUAGAAGUCUUGCUCUCAAAAGGAGCUGAUGUUAAUUGGUUUUCUUACCGUGGGACACUACUGCAUUCUGCUAUUAUCGGAAAGCAGGUUGCUGCCGUGAAGCUCUUGUUGGAUCAUCAUGCGGAUUGUAACAAGCCAGUGUCCCUACAUUAUACACCUCUGAUCGCUGCUCUCCAUGCCCGCUCGCUGAAAUGUGUGAAGCUUCUGAUUGAGGCGGGUGCUGAUGCGAAGGGUGUUCCUCCGCUAACCCCCUUAAUAGUUGCUGCAAAUGAUGGUUUAACUGAUUUCUACGAACCUUUACUUCGGGCCGGUGCUGAUCCUGAUGUUCGUGAUGAUGGAGGUCAGCUGCCAAUAGAGAUUGCUGCACGUAACAAUAGACGGAAAGAUGUUGAGACCCUUUUUCCAGUAACAUCUCAUAUUCCCUAUGUGCGUGAUUGGAGUGUUGAUGGGAUACUUGCUUAUGUCAAAUCAGUGCCGAAGGAGGAGGAUGACCCGUUAUACAAAAUGGGGCCAGCUUAUCUGAAACUGGAAGGAACCAAGGCUUACAAGAGAAAAGAUUAUGUUUCUGCAAUAAAUUUCUACUCCAUGGCAAUCAAGCUUAACCCUGGAGAUGUAACCUUGCAUUCAAAUAAGAGCCUUUGCUGGAUUAACCUGGGGGAAGGAGACAAGGCCUUGGAGGACGCCGAGUUUUGCAGGAUGAUACGGCCUGAUUGGCCAAAGGCCUGUUACAGGCAAGGGGCUGCCCAAAUGUUAUUGAAGAACUAUGAAAAGGCAUGUGAAGCAUUCCAAGAUGGUCUGAAGUUGGACCCAACAAAUGUUGAGAUUGAGAAUGCAUUACGUGUGCGGUUCAGGGAACCGGAGGUGAGACAAUGCGACAUGAAGCAGGCUAGUAUGGACGUACUCCUCCUUGCGUAUUCCGGUGUGGUUGCAGUAAGGCCUGUGAAAUGCCCAACACACAGUGCUCAAGACCCGAUUUGCGGCAGCGUGGAUGAAUGUGUCCAAGAAUGCGGCGAUGAAGGCUACCAUUUUGAGAUGUGCAGCCAUUGCAAAUGUUUCUGCUUCAACUGCAGCUCAUCACUUGACGCUAAACCGGCACCCGGAGCCUUGAGUCCUUGAACGAGUACGCACCUAAUCUAAAAAGCUGCAUCAAUAAACAAAAAUUGAUAUCCUUUUCCUUUGUUUUUCUUCUUUGGUCCUUUGUAUGUGGAUGGUCAAAGAGGAUCUUGUGUUCUAUAUAUAUUAACGUGGGAUAGCGGAACCCAUUCAGCCGAUUUGUAUGGAAAAUAAAAGUCCUCCUAAAUUAGCACUUCUGUGCAAAAGUGCAUGGAUGCCUUCAGUUCCAAGUCCACAAUAAAACAAUCACAAGUGGUCGA
Messenger RNA from Triticum aestivum (bread wheat), 1913 nucleotides. RefSeq names its product ankyrin-3. The coding region runs from base 133 to 1656 and encodes 507 amino acids. NCBI's taxonomy places the organism in Eukaryota, Viridiplantae, Streptophyta, Magnoliopsida, Poales, Poaceae. Gene Ontology annotation, molecular function: protein binding. The record is from RefSeq and is a predicted model, not a curated record. The transcript is spliced from 13 exons.